Mya arenaria is the source of this 944-nucleotide messenger RNA. RefSeq lists its product as uncharacterized. The record is from RefSeq and is a predicted model, not a curated record. The transcript has 3 exons. Lineage: Eukaryota; Metazoa; Mollusca; Bivalvia; Myida; Myidae. Bases 197 to 802 code for a protein of 201 amino acids.
AAAAUCCCUGAAGCCUACCAAAAUGAAUCACACUUGGUUCAAAGUAUGUAAUAAACAAGUAGUCCUUGGCAGAUUGAUAUAAGAUAUUUUGAGAUUGUAACAGUUUGAAAAGGAAUAGUGGUUUUGCUGCAGUAGAUUUGUGUUUACAAACGUGUGUUUUUUAUUGUUCAAGUUGAAGGUAUAUUGUGAGGAAAUUAUGUGUUUCAAUACGAAAUAUGUGUGCGUAGUAUUAUUAAGUGUUUGUGUUGAAAUAAACAGCAGACAUAUCAAUAUAGGUCAACACAAGCUGGAUCAGCCGAAUUUGAACCUUAAAACUGCACUUGAAAACGUUAUAGAAUCGGCUGGAAAAGCAAAAACUGACGCCAGUAAUGACCAAAUGGCAUCUUUGGCAAAACAUCAAACUGAAGUUGGCAAUGACAGCUAUGCCGUCGAUGACAUUACAAGAAGUGAUGUUGAUUCAAUAAUGUUUUUGAGUGAAACGCUGGAGCCAAAACAAAUGAAUAUAAGUAACACUUCUGCAAACUCUUUAAACAAUGAGAAGAUGGCUAUGCAUAAAACCGACAGUACUUUUGGAAAUGAAAAUAGUUUGAGAAUCGACGCAAUCGCUGUGGAACAACCAAUGGCCUUAAAAGUAGUUUCGGAAAGAAGCACCGAGUCAGCGCAACAAUCGAAAGAACCGCAGUUAACGAAAACAACAUCUGCACAGCCAGUACCAGAUGAAUUGUGUUUGUUGCUCAAACGACAAGGCCUUCCACUCGUGGCCGGAUGCCUUAAAACGGGUCGUCUUGGAAUAUGGAAUUAAAAGUAUUCUCUCUAAGUAUCUGAAAUGGAUAAUGGGGGGCUUCUAGAUACCAGUGCAACCUUACUUGACUCACAAGACUUACUAGACUUUUAAAUUGGACGGUUGUUUAUUUUUGUGAAUAAAUUAUGUUAUUUGAGAACGG